UGGGAAAUCACACACGGCUGAAAAAUCAAUGUGAACACAGAGUUGGCAUUUGUUUGAGUCACAAAAUUGUGCGCUCCUGUCAUAGAAAUACAAACUAUAACUUCAUGAAUAUUUUUGUUUCAUGAAGUAUCAACAUGAAAAAUGACACAGAAGUCACCACAUUUGUAUUGAAGGGCUUCACAGACAAUCGUGAAUUUCAGGUCGUCUUAUUUUUUCUAUUUCUAGCAAUCUACCUCUUUACUCUGAUAGGAAAUUUAGGACAGGUUGUAUUGGUCAUUGUGGACUCCCAGCUCCACAAUCCCAUGUACUAUUUUCUAAGUGUGUUAUCUUUCUUGGAUGCCUGCUAUUCCUCAGUAAUUACCCCAAAUAUGUUAGUGGGUUUGAUGUCAAAGAAUAAAGAUAUUUCAUUCCUUGGAUGUGCAACACAAAUGUUUUUCAGUGUUAUUUUUGGGACUACAGAAUGCUUUCUCUUGGCAGCAAUGGCUUAUGAUCUCUAUGUAGCAAUCUACAACCCACUUCUCUAUUCAGUUAAUAUGUCACCCAGAGUCUGUGUGUCACUCAUCACUUCUUCAUAUGUUGGUGGUAUUUCACAUGCUACUUUACACACAGUAGCAACUUUUAGCCUCUCCUUCUGUGCAUCCAAUGAAAUCAGACAUGUCUUUUGUGAUAUCCCUCCACUGCUUGCUAUCUCCUGUUCUGAUACUCACAUCAACCAGCUUCUACUCUUCUACGUUGUGGGUUUUAUUGAGAUAUUCACCAUCCUGAUUGUCCUGAUCUCCUACGGUUUCAUUUUGUUAGCCAUUCUGAGAAUGCGAUCUGCUGAAGGAAGGCGAAAAGUCUUUUCCACUUGUGGCUCUCACCUAACUGGAGUGUCAGUUUUUCAUGGAACAAUCCUUUUCAUGUACGUCAGACCAAGUUCCAGCUAUACUCUGGAUCAUGACAUGAUAAUGCCAAUAUUUUACAGUGUUAUGAUACCCAUGCUGAAUCCCAUUAUCUACAGUUUGAGGAACAAAGAUGUAAAAGAAGCAAUAAAGAAAGUGUUUGGGAGAAAUUGGCUUAUCAAUAAAGUAUGUUUUUAGCACUAAAUAUGAAAAGAAAAAUCAGGAGUCAUGGCAUAUGCCUCCAUGUGAAGAAGAUAUGACAAAGAUGGAAUUUUUAUUUCAGUUGAUUAGUGUCUUUUUAUUCUUCUUCAUAAUUUUGAAAUAAAAAUCAUAGCGAACCCUCAUCCUAGGCUAUUUUAUCACAUACAGAAAAACUAUGCCAUCAAUUUGCUUCUAUGUUCAUACUGCUUUACAUGUACACGUGCAGGUGUGCAUGGGUAUAUAUACAUAUAUAUGUAUAUGUAUAUACACACACGUAUGGGUAUAAAUUCUUGUUUUAAAGUAUUGUAUAUUUUUUCUCUUGCUUAUAAAUAUCUAUUGGGAAAUGGAAAAAAAAUAUACUUAUUUAGCAUGUUGUCAUUGUCGUUAGUUGCCUUUGAGUCAGAUCCCACUCAUAGCGACUACAUGUGCAACAGAAUGAAACAUUGCCUGGUUGUGCAUCAUCCUCACAAUUGGUGCUAUGCUUGAACCCAUUGUUGCAGCCCCUGUGUUAAUCCACCUUGUUGAGAGUCUGCCUCUUUUUCACUGACCCUCUACUAAGCAUAAUGUCCUUCUUCAGGAACUGAUCCCUCCUAAUAACGUGUUCUAAGUAUGUCAGUCAAAGACCAUUCAUGCUGGUCAUAAUGACCUAGGAUGGUUACGAGGACAUCUGCAACCCCUGGCUUUACAUGGUUGGGGUAUCUCCACAGAUCUGUCUUCAGCUUGUUGUUGUUGUUGUUAGAUGCCAUCAAGACUUAUAGCAACAAUAUGUGCAAGAAAUGCUAACCCUCUACUUUACCAAGCAUGGUGUCUUUUUCCAGGGACUGAUCCUCCUGAUAACAUGUCCAAAACUUGUGAGACAUAGCCCCACCAAACUUGCUUUAAGGAGCAUUCUGGUUGUACUUUCGCACGACAGAUUUGCCCAUUCUUUUAGCAAUUCAUGGCAUACUCAAUAUUUUUUGCUAACAGCACAAUUCAAAGAUGUCAAUUCUUCUAUCUUCCUACUUCAUCGUGCAUGUUUUGCACGCAUACGAGGCUAUAGAAAACACGAUGACUUGCAUCAGGUGCACCUUAGUCUUCGAGGUGACAUCUUUGUUUUUUUAACACUUUAAAGAGGUCUUUGGCAGCAGAUUUGCCCAGUGCAAUGGGUCUUUUGAUGUCUUCAUGAGUGUUGAUUGUGAAUCCAAGUAAAAUGAAAUCCUUGACAACUUCAAUCUUUUCUCCAUUUAUCAUGGUAUUGCUUAUUGGUCCAGUGGUGAGAAUUUUUGUUUUCUUUAUGUUGAAGUGCAAUCCAUACUGAAGGCUGUGGUCUUUCAAUUUCAUCAGUAAAUGCUUAAAGUUCUCUUCACUUUCAGCAAGUAAGGCUAUGUCAUCUGCAUAAUGUAGGUUGCUAAUGAAUCUUCCUCCUGUCCUGAUGCUGUGUUUUUCUUCUUAUAGUCCAGGUUCUCAGAUUAUUUAAUCAGCAUACAGACUGAAUAAGAAUGAUGAAAAGGUACAACCUCGAAGCACACCUUUCCUGACUUUAAACCAUGCCCCUUGUUCUGCCUAAAUGAUUGCCUCUUAUUCUAUGCAGAUUCCUCAUGAGCACAAUUAAGGCUUCUGGAAUUCCUCUUCUUUGCAAAGUAAUCCAUAAUUUGUUAUGAUCCACUCAGUUGAAGGACUUUGCAUACUCAAUAAAACACAGGUAAACAUCUGUCUGGUAUUCUCUGCUUUUAGCCCGGGUCCAUCUGACAUGAGCAAUGAUAUCCCUGGUUCCAUCUCCACAUCUGAAUGCAGCUAGAAUUUCUGGCAUUUCCCUAUCGAUGUGCUACUGCAGCUGCUUUUGAAUGAUCUUCACCAAGGUUUUGCUUGAGUUUUAUAUUAAUGAUAAUGUUCGAUAAUUUCCACAUUUGUUGGGAUCACCUUUCUUUAAAAUAGGCAUAAAAAUGGAUCUCUUCCAAUCGGUUGGCCAGGUAGCUGUCUUCCAAAUUUCUCGUCAUAGAAGAGUGAGCACGCCCAGAGCUGCUUCUGUUUGUUGAAACAUCAAUUGGUAUUCCAUCAUUCCCUGAUGCCUUGUUUUUUGCCAAUUACAUCAGUGCAGCUAGGACCUCUUCCUUCAGUACCAUCAGUUCUUGAUCAUAUGCUACCUCCUGAAAUGGUUGAACAUUGACCACUUGUAUUUGGUACAGUGACUCUGCAUAUUCCUUCCAUCUGCUUUUGAUGCUUACUGCAUCGUGUAAUAUUUUCUCUGUAGAACCUUUCAAUAUUGCAACUCAAGGCUUGAAUUUUUUUUCUUCAGUUAUUUCAACUUGACAAAUGCCAAGCAUAUUCUUUUUUUUGUUGUUUCCUAACUUCAGGUAUUUGCACAUAUCAUAAUAAUUCUUUACUCUUCUGGAGACAGCCUUUGAAAU
Loxodonta africana (African savanna elephant) is the source of this 3469-nucleotide messenger RNA. Its product is annotated as olfactory receptor 5T2-like. Gene Ontology annotation, molecular function: G protein-coupled receptor activity; odorant binding; olfactory receptor activity. NCBI's taxonomy places the organism in Eukaryota, Metazoa, Chordata, Mammalia, Proboscidea, Elephantidae. The transcript has a single exon. Gene Ontology annotation, cellular component: membrane. The coding region runs from base 135 to 1079 and encodes 314 amino acids. The record is from RefSeq and is a predicted model, not a curated record. Gene Ontology annotation, biological process: sensory perception of smell; G protein-coupled receptor signaling pathway.